AUGGCGAUAUUGGAUGCACAGGAGAGUGCAGGCACGACGACGACGACGACGGAUCUAAGCCACUCGAUUCGGAAGAGGCCGAGCGCGAGUACUACGAAGGCUGUGACUCGAGCUGAUUCGAGUUCGAAGGCGACCGAGUUGAAGGCAGAGAGCGGGGCGAAUAGCUCGGUAAGCAAUCAAAAUUGGAUUGGAACGAAUGUUGGUGAUGGAGUCGGUUCCGUAAGUGAGUUUAGGAAAUCGGAAGAUGAUUCAAGUAAUGGAAGAGAUGAUGCUGAGAAGGUUGGAAUUGGAAACGGAGACGACAGAGGAAUGGAAAAGUUUUCGAAAUUCUCUUAUCGGCCGUCUGCUCCGGCUCAUCGGAGAAUCAAAGAGAGUCCUCUUAGCUCCGAUGCCAUUUUCAAACAGAGCCAUGCAGGUCUCUUCAAUCUUUGUAUAGUGGUGCUUGUUGCUGUGAACGGUAGACUUAUCAUUGAGAAUCUGAUGAAGUAUGGCUGGUUAAUUAGGUCUGAUUUUUGGUUUAGUUCAAGAUCAUUGAGCGAUUGGCCACUUUUAAUGUGCUGUCUUACCAUCCCAGUUUUCCCACUUGCUGCUUUUAUUGUUGAGAAGUUGGUGCAACAAAAGUAUAUAUCUGAUCCAGUUGUUGUCAUUCUUCACAUAAUAAUAACCACUGCUGCAAUUUUGUUUCCUGUUUUUGUUAUUCUCAGAUGUGAUUCUGCUGUCCUAUCGGGCGUCACAUUAAUGCUCUUCGCCUGCACUGUGUGGUUGAAAUUGGUAUCUUAUGCACAUACAAAUUACGAUAUGAGAGCGCUUACGAAAUCAUUUGAUAAGGGGGAAGCCUUGUCCAGUUCCUUUAAUAUGGAUUACUCUUACAAUGUUGGGUUCAAGAGCAUGGCAUACUUUAUGGUUGCUCCCACGUUGUGUUACCAACCGAGCUAUCCCCGCACUGCAUGUGUUCGUAAGGGUUGGGUAGUACGUCAACUCGUCAAGUAUGUGAUAUUUACGGGACUGAUGGGAUUUAUCAUAGAACAAUACAUUAAUCCGAUUGUUCAGCAUUCCCAGCAUCCUUUGAAAGGGAACCUUUUAUAUGCCAUAGAGAGGGUUUUGAAGCUUUCAGUUCCAAAUUUAUACGUGUGGCUCUGCAUGUUUUACUGCUUCUUUCACCUAUGGUUUGUGCUCUCUUCUUUGAUUUAGUCUAGUAAAGUCUUCAAUAUGCUUAAUCUUCCAUCAACUUGUUUGCGAGGUUUUUCAUAUCUUUUUCCAGCAUUAUCAUGCAAUGUUGCAUAACAGAAAUACUGUUUCACAAUUACGAUGCUCAGUUUGGAUACUAUGCAUGUUUCAACAUAAUUUCAUUUCUUGUGUAUGAACCCAAAUUUUGAAAAGUUUAUUCUGGAAACCACCUGUGAUCUAUAUGAGUUAGAAGGCAAUUUGGAUAAUGUUGCAAACUCUACCAUCAUGAAAGUUUUGAGAUGGAUUGAUGGUAACAUGGUAAGAGUAGAAAAUAAGGAUGAAGAGAAGAAGAAUCCAUUGAAGAACACUCUCUAACUGGUAUUAUGUUUUGGCUUAGCCCUCAAUGUUAGUUUUCAGAAGCCGCUCUCAUGGAAAGCUGUAGAUUUGCAUGACAGUUUGCAAUGAACUGUCUUCCGAAGAUUUAAAUUGCUUUCAUCCAUGAAUCAAACCCUCAAGGAAAAGCUUUAGUCUUAAACUCUUACUCUGUUGGAGGGUAAAAAUUGAAUGGCUGGACGUGGAAGAAGGAUACAAGGAUUUUAGGUACCUCAUUUCCCGCGAUGCCCCAACCUCAUUUUCCAUGAUGCCCAGAUAGGUUGGACUCGUGAGUUAACCAAAUCAAACCAAGUCUUAUGUACCAAUCAUUUGGGAUCGACUUUAUGAGUCUGUUUUUGUCAUUCAUUUC
Molecule: messenger RNA, 1909 nt
Organism: Ilex paraguariensis (yerba mate)
Lineage: Eukaryota; Viridiplantae; Streptophyta; Magnoliopsida; Aquifoliales; Aquifoliaceae
Source: the annotation of a GenBank genome assembly